Molecule: messenger RNA, 674 nt
Organism: Aspergillus fijiensis CBS 313.89
Lineage: Eukaryota; Fungi; Ascomycota; Eurotiomycetes; Eurotiales; Aspergillaceae
Exons: 1
Coding region: 92-574 (160 amino acids)
Source: RefSeq, a predicted model, not a curated record
AGCACACACCACCCAUUUGUACCACCCUAGCCCAAAACACCAAACGUCCAGAGUCUAGCCCUUCUCCAUCCCAAUUCCCAUCCCCAUCUAUAUGAAACACACAUCCCCAAACCCUUUUUCACCAACAAAAACUUCCAAAUCAAGGGGGAGGGGGAGGGGGAGACGCAAGUCCAGCGCUUCGAUGCAGCAGCAGCCCCCAACAACCUGCACAUCUGGCCUGUUGUUUGCUGCUGCUGUGCGCAGGCCUUGCACGCCACACACACACACACACACACACACACAACCAGACCAAAAGUAUAGCAAAACCUCGCGCCCCACCCCCUUUUGGAAAACAGCGAGCGUUUGCGUUUGCUUUGUUAGCCUGCUGAUUGUUCCAUUGUUGUCCUUGUGCACGGACUCGGCGGGUGGGAAAGUACCGUACGCUGUACGCCGUGGGUACUACGGAGGUUCUCGAUGGAUCUGCAUUGCUGUAGCUGGAGCUGGAGUUGUUUACCUAGUAGUUAUUUGCGCCAUAUAUUUGUACACUGAUAGUGCUGUAUUAAGGUAUACACCCAGUGCCACAGUCCAAUCCUAGUAGAUGACUUGGUAACUACAAACAGUAGGUCAACAUUGAGUUCGCGUCUCGCUUUAGAUCAUUCAUGUACUGCACCUACUAUAACAACUGUACUGUUCAC